Molecule: messenger RNA, 1459 nt
Organism: Nasonia vitripennis (jewel wasp)
Lineage: Eukaryota; Metazoa; Arthropoda; Insecta; Hymenoptera; Pteromalidae
Exons: 3
Coding region: 46-1311 (421 amino acids)
Source: RefSeq, a predicted model, not a curated record
AAUGACAUAUGUUGAGCUUGUAAGAGAUUUAGUAAUAGUUCAAAAAUGUUGAAUGAUCCUGAAUUUAAGUGCUUAUUCAAACUCAGAAAAGUCCACGUAAAUUUCGUAAACAUUUGUCUUGAGAAAUAUCCAAUACCACUUAAAGUUGAUGAUAUAAAAUUUUGUAGCGAAACGACUGCAUUACCAAGUGGAAAACAGUUUUUUGCUGAUUGUUGUUUUGAAUCAAAUAAAGUUAAGUGCUGGGUAGAAUAUGAUAAGUUUGUAAAAUCUUCUUCAGAAAAAAGAAUCAGUGUUUUAACUGCGUCACAAAUCACAGAACAACUUUCUAAAGGCGAUUCAUUUUCGGCCAUAGAAAUAACAGGUUCUAUAUUUAUAACUAAUUAUCAUUGCUAUAAGAAAGAAACGUAUAAAGUUUUGUCAUUUAGCCAAAAUAAAGACGAAGAUAAUUCUGUCGUGACACCUUCUUUUAUUAUUUUCGUAGAUUUAUACGAACAUAAUCUAAAAUAUAAGAAUCUCGUCAAACAAUACGCUGGAGAUUUAAAUUUAAUAAUAGCAAAACUAGAACCAAUAGAUAUAUUCUGUCAACUUGUAAUAAAUCCAACGAAUCUACAAAAUCUAAAAGUUCAUCCUAAACACUUAGAACUUGCUACAGACCUUGAUUUAGCAUACUCCAGAUUACAAACGUAUUUGAAUAUGAAGCGAAAACAUAUAUCAAGUGAUAAUAAUGAGGAUAGUGUAGAAUAUAGCAAUCAAUUACGAGAUGAAGCCAUCUUAAAAAUAUUUCAAUCCAAACCAGACACACAAUUGGCAGAUUUAUUGGGAUCAAUAAAAUCUAUCUAUUCCGAGGUAUCAGAAGAACAUAUCGAAAUGUUAUACGAUCGGUCUUUGGAAGUGCCAAAAAAAAAAUCUCGUGUUACGACUGAAGAAGAGCUAAUUCAUAACGUAAUGGUAGAGAUAGAUUCUCCGCUCAGCUAUACUGAGACAAUAGUAAAGUAUCUUAAGGAUGGUAAACCGAUUCGCGAAAUCUCCGCAUUUAUGCAAUUAAAAUUUGAUUGUGAUUCUGCAGGAGUACUGAGAGAUAUUGAGAGAGCACUAUCAGAUAAUCAAGCUGGAAAAUCCAUAAAUCAGAUUUCAGAGGCACAAUCACAUCCACCCAUAAAUAAUAGAGUAUUAAGGAUAAGAACUAAAUCCAAUUGUUUAGAUAUUAGGGAAGAAAAGCCAAAAAGAAGAAAAUCAAAAAAAGACAAAGAGAAUUCUAUACUUAAAAAGAAAAAAAUUAAACGGUUUGUAUUUUUACUAUUUAUUAAAUAGUUAGCAUACUAUAACGUUUUUUAGCCGUCUAAAAAGUAACAAAGCUCGAAAAAAAUUUAAUUUUCGACUUUUAAAUCUGAUAUUCAUCCUUUAAGUAGCAAAUGUCAGUAGUAUAAAGGCUGAUUACGAGACGGGGGGCGUGACCGGG